This is a messenger RNA of Suillus fuscotomentosus, 598 nucleotides long. RefSeq lists its product as uncharacterized. The transcript has 2 exons. The record is from RefSeq and is a predicted model, not a curated record. Bases 25 to 462 code for a protein of 145 amino acids. Lineage: Eukaryota; Fungi; Basidiomycota; Agaricomycetes; Boletales; Suillaceae.
ACAGUCCAAGUUACUCCCUGUGGUAUGUCCAGUUGCUCACAGAUUGCACAUAUUUUCAUGUGGCGAAUUUGCCAGGCCCCUGGCUUAUCACCCCUGGACAACUUUGUUCAGCUCAUUUCAGGUGAACUUCGAGGUUACGCCAGGGUUAACCUGCUUAUGAUUGACCACUUAGCUGUUGUCAUUAUUUUCGAACGAUCUUUCUACAUAUCCGACGAGCGGCGCAAUCUUCAGGACAAGCGGCAGUCUGGUCCCUCUUUUCAUGUCGCUCUGGAGCAGUACAUACUAUCUCUGCAUGCAGCUGCUGUCAGGAAAUGUGCGAGCGAUGCUGUCCAGGCUUAUAAAAAAGCUGUGGCUACUGCUCUGAAGGAGAAUGCAGAAGUGGAGUUGAUCGAGGACGUUCUUAAAAUUGCUUUAGAUCAUCGCCUGCAAGACCUUGACGCUAGGCAAUGCAACGCGAUGUAGAUGGUGCUCCGAAGUGGAGCUCAGUGACGUGUCUAGCAGUCGAUGUACGUUUCUUGAGUGGUCCAUUGAGGUAGUUUCAGGAGGUGGAACUGUAUGAAAUGCUUGUAUGAUCAGACAAUAUGAUGCUUUUUACGGC